Purpureocillium lilacinum is the source of this 2613-nucleotide messenger RNA. RefSeq lists its product as uncharacterized. The record is from RefSeq and is a predicted model, not a curated record. Gene Ontology annotation, biological process: DNA-templated transcription; regulation of DNA-templated transcription. NCBI's taxonomy places the organism in Eukaryota, Fungi, Ascomycota, Sordariomycetes, Hypocreales, Ophiocordycipitaceae. Gene Ontology annotation, molecular function: zinc ion binding; DNA binding; DNA-binding transcription factor activity, RNA polymerase II-specific.
AUGCCGGGCAUCCUCCCCAUGAAGGUCAUCAAGGUGGGCACCAGCGCCCAGAGCCGCAUCGCCCAGGCCUGCGAUCGGUGCCGCAGCAAGAAGAUUCGCUGCGAUGGCGUGCGCCCAACCUGCUCGCAGUGCGCCAACGUCGGCUUCGAGUGCCGCACGAGCGACAAGCUGAGCAGGAGAGCGUUCCCACGUGGCUACACCGAGUCUCUCGAGGAGCGCGUGCGCCAGCUAGAGUGCGAGGUCCGCGAGCUCAAGGACCUACUCGACGAAAAGGACGAGAAGAUCGAUAUGCUCUCCGCCAUGCACGGCAGCCACCACCGCCGCCCAUCCAUCACCUCCGCCUCCAACUCUGUCUCAUCACCAGAGUCGUCCAAAGAGUCACAUCCCGCCAAGGAGGACACAUUUCGCGUGCACGAGACUCCUCUCCUCUUGGGAGUCGAGAACUCCGACUCUUACUUUAUGGGCGCGUCGAGUGGCCGGGCCCUCAUCACAUCCUUCAAGCGAAAGCUUCAGGAGACGGGCAGGCCAUGCAACGACUUUAACCCAGAGGCAUUCCUGCAUGUCCAGGGAUGCCCGCCAUUGACCACAGAGGAAGUAGACCAAGCGGCCAAGGUGCCGCCCCGCCUCUUCUCUGACCGUUGUGUCAACGUCUUCUUCCAAGAGUGGGCGCCACUCUUCCCAGUCCUCCAUAAGCCGACUUUCCUUCGCAUUUACGAAGAGUUCGUGGCGGAUCCCGAAAAGGUCAGGUGUAACAACAAGGUAGCGCAGCUCUAUCUCGUCUUCAGCAUCGCCGGCCUCUCGUCCGAAUCUCCAGACUACCAGCAGCUUGCUGCCUGUGAGAAGCAAUGGACAAAGGCUCUCGAUUCGUUGCAGUACGAGAGCACCAUGAGCACGUUGCAGUGCUUCAUCCUGGCCCUGCUGUACUGCACCAUGAGAGCGGACAACAAGCGACUGCAGCAUUACAAGUCUGUUGCCGUCGGUCUGUCUCACCGUCUUGGGUUACACCAGAGCCAGAAGCGCUUCUCCUUUGGAGCACUCACUCUGGAGACCAGGAAGAAGGUGUUUUGGACACUGUACACGCUUGACUGUUUUACUUCUGCCACCUUGGGACUGCCCAAGCUCUUCAAGGAGGACGACAUUCAAGUCGAGUAUCCGUCAGACACAGAUGACGAGUACAUCACUGAAAAGGGGUUUCAGCCCACACUUCCCGGAGAAUACACUCGUCUUUCCAGUGCUCUCGCUCUGUUCCGCGCUGCACGCAUCUUGUCGCGCGUUUUGGAGAAGGUCUACCCCGCCACGACCAACCACGAGCUCUCUUUGCAGCAGCUGGGUGUCUUCGAGGCGGAGCUCGAUGCGUGGCACGCCGACCUGCCGACGCAUCUGCGACUCAAUUUCGUGCAGGACAAGCCCUCCACUGACGUAACCGGAAGCCGUUCGCCGCUGCUUGCUCUUUCUUACUACUUUAUUCGCACGCUCAUAUACCGCCCGGCUGUCGGUUCCAAUCUCGGACCCAAGGCUGCGCCAGCCCUGCUUUCAAUUGCCGAUUCCAGCAAGCACAUUGUCCAAAUCGUUCAACUCCUGGAGGAGAGGAGCAUGAGCUUCUCGUUUUGCUUGAACAAGUUUGAUCUCCUGGCGGUUUGCGGGACAACGCUGCUGUAUCAGGUAGCGGAUCUCAAGCCCGACAGCAAGAUGAUGCGCGAUUCCGAGCGCUUGGUCAACGCCGUCAUCAGCAUCUUGACCAAGGCCAAGGCGCCGGGAGCCACGGACUUGGCACGGGUUGCACGGUCACUUAUCUCGGUGGAUGGUAAGGAGAGCGCGUCGCCCGCCGUUUCAUCCCGCAAAGGGUCCAUGCCUGCGCCUUCACAACGGCCGUCGCCGCUCACAAGAGCUCCGAGCAAAAAGUCGGGCUAUGCAAUUGGCCAGCUAUAUCAUAGCGCCGCCAGCGAAGACGACUUGAUACGGCAGCAAGAAAAGAUGCGGCGGAUGACGAUGGCGCAUGUUCCGACCCCGGAUUCGGAUCUGUAUCGCUCCCGGUCUCGUCAGUCUUUCGACAGUCUCUCGCCAGAGAGCGCAACGAUGAGCCACAAUGACUAUGGUAUGCCCAUGGCGCAGUCGUCCAUGAGCGGUCGCAGGGCAACCAUGUCAAGGCCCAUUCCGAAUUUGGACUAUCUGUCACUGAACAAUACUCCAUCCGGAACAGGACCGUCCUCUCCGGGAGGUGGCCUGGUGCGAAUGCAGACGCCCGCGUCUGUCUCAGCGGAGCAUCUGCUGCUCGGUGGCGACGCUACAGGAAAGGCGUCGGGAGUAUCAAACUCGGAAUGGGAGGCGCUCCUGGGCUCGAUGGAUGGCGGACUGAACAACGUCUACGACGCUAUCUACGGUGGCUCUAGCCUCAUCAACGAGGCGUCGCUUCCUCCGAACAUGGGAAACCAGGACUGGUCACCAGAUACGUGGGACCUGAGCAGUUUCAACAUUGGCGAUUUCGGAGGAGCCAACCAGGGGGCGCCGCAGAGCGUACCGAGCAUCAGCGACGAGAGCCUCAGUUCUGGAGAGGAAGUGGCGCCGUCCGAGCUCGGUCUGAGUGUAGGGGCGUGGAGUAUCACGAGCGCCUGA